This is a messenger RNA of Nerophis lumbriciformis (worm pipefish), 2837 nucleotides long. Its product is annotated as histone-lysine N-methyltransferase SETDB1-B-like. Gene Ontology annotation, cellular component: nucleus. Gene Ontology annotation, molecular function: histone H3K9 methyltransferase activity. Gene Ontology annotation, biological process: heterochromatin organization; negative regulation of gene expression. NCBI's taxonomy places the organism in Eukaryota, Metazoa, Chordata, Actinopteri, Syngnathiformes, Syngnathidae. The record is from RefSeq and is a predicted model, not a curated record.
CAGUGUGCACCUUGCAAGCCUCCGGCUGCAACCCGCCAGUAAACCAACAGAAGAAGAAAAAUAGACGUCUUUGCUAGCGAGGUGCGUAAAAUAAUACAACAAUAGCACCGCUCAAAAGUGAUCGGGAAGUUUCAUCUGACCCGAUCGUUGCGGCAUAUAAACAUUUAUACAAAUUGGGACGAAGUAUUGCCAGGCUUUUGCCUUCGAGCGGUAAAAAGAGCUACAUGCUAGUGGUGCUGCUAGCUCCUAAGCUAACGACGCUAUUUAAGACUGCUGCAUUGUGAAGCGUUAAGUAAGCUGUGGUUUGGCGGUGUUUGAGAGGCCAUGAAGAUGGAGGAUCAGUUGGAGAUGAUGUCACAAUUCCAAGAGCCCAGGGCAAAGAGAAAAAUGAUGGCAAUUGAAAAUAUGCCUGAGUCAGGUCCUUCCACCAGUGGAUUUCCUUACGACAGGGCACAUCUGAAAUACGGCUUAUCAAAAAGGGUAGAGGUUUCUUUGUUCAGGCUUCCUGAAUAUAAGAUCAGCGCCCUUCGACCACCGACGCCGCCACAGUUCUACAGUGAAGAUGAAUCGCUGAGCAGCUCUAAUUCUGGUCUUCACGACCGACAAGAAGACUCGAGUGAUUCUGAUUAUUCGUCUUCAAAGACUCCAAAAGCUAAAGCCAACAGUCUUGAGCAUACCCCUAUAAUUGAUUCAUCGGUGUUUGCCUACACUCCUCAAGAAACCCUUAAGACUCGUCCUGAACUUCCCGAAGAAGAGAUCAAGGCGGACAUGGUUGUGCUAGCCAAAAAGAAGAACUUGAGAUGGCAUCGAGGUCAGAUUGUGGAGGUUGUUAUAAAGGAAGACGGACGAUUGAAGUACAAAGUCAUUUUCGAAGAAAAAGGAAAGAGUCUGGUCUCGGGCCACCAUAUUGCUUUUGAAACCAUGCCAAAACUGGAGCAGUUGUAUGUUGGCGCUCGUGUUGUGGUCAAGUGUCAAGAUGACACAACUCUGUUCAGAGCUGGUAUCCUGGCAGAGCUCCCCUGCAGAAAGAACCGUCUCAGGUUUUUGGUGUUCCUGGACAACCACAAGCCCAUCUAUGUUGGCCUAACAUUAUUUCACCUCGUGUGCAGACCAUUACCAGAACCUGUAGAGGACAUCCAGGACGAAGCUCACAGAAGUUUUAUGGCUCAAUACUUAAGGGAUUGGCCUUACCCUCAUCUAACCCAGUACAAGCCUGGCCAGACUGCCUCUGUGGAGUUUAAUGACGAGUAUCACAAGUGCAAGGUGGAGCUGGUGGACUCCAGCUUGAUACAGGUGUUGUUUAAGUUUGAUCAGCACAAAGAGUGGAUUCACCGUGGCUCCAUACGGCUAGAACAUAUGCCAAGAUUUUUGGAACUGAGGAGAAGAGAAGCAGACGCCGGUGAAGACUGAAUGACUGCUCUGGACAAUACCUUUUUAUCCAUACUUUUAUAUUGCUACUUUUCUCUUCAGUAAUUGUACAAAUGAUAGAUUGUCACUUUUCAAAAGCCCCCUGGUAGGUGCCAGAAGACUUCCGAGAGACUUUCAGCAACAUGAUAAAAUCCAAAGGAAGACACUUUUCAAACCUGCUCAACUAUCUUAUGUUAAAAGGCAAUUUGUUUCAAGCCCUCCGCGACCCAGAGAGGGACCAGCAGUAGAAAAUGGAUGGAUGAUUUGUAAUCUCUACGGUGAGAGAAUCAACAGCGAAUCUCAGAAAAUGCUGUAGAAAAUGAGUUUCAAGUAGUAGCCUCCAGCCUUCCACACUUCUCACGAGGCCAAUUAAUGGGUGUCUUUCUAUCGUUUAGCUAAAACUCUGCUCUAUUGUACAUGCAACUAUUACUAAAAAAUGUGUAUAUAUUCUGUCAAGCAGCUGUAUUUUAUACAGGCAAACAUCCGUUACUUUACAUCAAACGGAGCCAACCAAGAUUACCAUUUGAGGAAAUGGCAUCAUGCAUACAUAUGUACAAAUUAUUCACAACCUGGCAGAUUUUGACUUGAAGAUACUUUUAUUCAACCAGCAAUGUAUUUUAUCUGUCAAAGUCAAUGGGUAUAACCUAACCUGAUCGGUUACCCGACAUUUCCCCUCAUUUUUGUAACCUGUCGCCCAGAAGAGCAGAGCAGAGUAAUACUGGUCUGAAAGUGCAGAAGUAACUCCAACGACUUCAUUAAAUUCCUCAAAUUUAACUACAUGUUCUGAGUCAAUUCUAAUUGUUAUUCAUCAAUAACACAUUUAAGUAAUGAUUUAGAGAUGUAUUUAUUUCAUUGUGUCCCAUUUGACCCUCCAUAGAACACGGGUUCCUGGUCCGAUUUGUUAAAAUGAUGAAAUCCAACUAUCUUAACAGAAGCGAUAUCCUCUGAAGUUCUGUUCUUUAGAGGCAGGUUUUUCUGGGAAAUAAUGGUGGAAUUCAGGAUUUUAUGACAUUCUACUUUGGUGUAUUAUAAUUAGUCCUUGUUUCAUCCUGUCGUCUAAUGCCUACAGACUUUUUUUCAAAUGAUAGUGGUUCAAAGCGAAACCGUUAAUAUGGAAUGAACUGAUAUUUAAGAAUGUUAAGUGGAACGUUGUAUCAGGACAAUACACUUUUGCUCUGUCAGUUAUGUGUCACAGCUUAUCGUGGUUGUUAUAUUUUCCACUUUUCAUAGGAUCCGGUUUUCAACAAAAAAAUGUCGCCAAAAGUUUGCUCCGGUUUUCGUUUAUCAUCUCGGUUAUCAUACGGACAAACAGCCACAUAACAAACUAGUUUGUUUGCCUAACAUUUGGUGGAAUCGAGUGCCGUAAUCAAAGUGCUUCGCGUUGACUUAUUCUUGCCAUGUUAAUAAUAAAUUGCUUGACUCCAGCUUUA